UGUAGCAUGUUUUCAGCCAUGCUUUCCAGUCACAUUCGCAGGCUGUGAGAGGGAGCAGUGCUGACGCUCGCCAGCCGAGUGCCACCCGGACAGCGCCUGCCCGCCCGCCGUGUGGGUGCCUGCAGGUGAUGGGGCAGCGCCUGCAGGUGAUGGAGAGCUUUGUGCCAGGAGCAGGAGCCCUGUGUGCCUGAGUUUUCAGGUGACACUGCUGGGCUUGCCACGUCACUUGUGCCCCUCUUGUGUCCCCCCCUUAACCUGCGCGGCCCUGGCCUCCAGCCGCAGGUUCAGCACGCUGGACACCCCGUCCUUGCGGGGCCUCGCAGGGGCUCCCGUGUGAGCCAAGGGCAGAGCUUUGCCGGAGCCUGGGGAUCUGCAGCGGGUGAUGCAGUGGGAACCGUGUGCUGCCUGGCCGGGGAUGGAACUGUGGGCUGCCGUGGGAAUGCCUGUCUCCCUGAGCGCGAAGUGACUGCAACUCACACGAGGUUGGGACUACUUCUCGGAAGAUGCCCUGUGUGUCUCCGGUCAUUCCUCUCCGGUCUCACCGCAGAAUAUUUGGAGUUGCUAGCUUCCUCCUGCCGAGGGGGGACAAAGGCAUAGGCCUCCAGAGGGUUAAGAGCAUCUGCUUUUACGCCAAGUGUUCGAGCAGGAAAUAAUCUGCAGAGAUACAUGUGCAGCAAUUCAACUGCUGCUGCUCUCUCAGGCUGCCGCUGCUGCAGUUCGGUGUGCGAGAGGAGCCGCGCUGCUGGCAGAAGAUGCUUUCUUGGUGUGUCCGAAGCUCCAGGCAUGGCAGGAGAGCCCCGGCUGUCUGAGCUGGGGUAAAUGUCUCCAUCCAAGAGGAAUUAUGUGGACUUGCUUGCUCUGUCGGCUCACGGAGAAGAAUGUUCAGACUUAUUUAAAGAGUGCAGAUAACUGGAACUCAGAGGUGUCCUGAGGGUAGUUGUUUUGGUCUCUUCCUGUGUGAGUCUCCUCCCCAGUGAGCAGUUCAGCUCACUGCCAUCCACGAGUGGGGAGUGCUUUGAGAAGAGCCCACUGAAGGCCUGAUAGGAAAGCCCUGAGUCACAGACCCAGCAAACCUCACCACAAACCAGCUCCUCACCAUACACUGGUCUCGAAUCUCCCUUGGGGCUGAACUUUGCUGCUUCCUGCUGUGCUGCCUGGAGCCUUUUCCACGUUAACAAAGGCUGAUGGAAACCUGUGUCUAGGGGGUUUCUAUCCCCUGUGGCCUCUCCCUGCGCUGGUCCCUGCCCACGGCGCGGCAUCACCACGCACCAGAUGCGCAGGCGGCUGCCAAGAGCUUCCCUCCCUGAGCACAGGUGCUCUCUUUCAAGAAAAAAAAUGGUGAACUUGGAAACAAGCUGGAGAUCGCAAAGUCUGCUUCCCCUCGAGGUUGCUGGUCAAUGGUUGUCAUCUACCACACCCAAGGAAACUAGAAGAGCUCCAUGCUAACUUAUGUAAGGAUUUCUUCACCAUGGAAGAUCAAAUGAUUUCCUGGCUCAGGUUUUGUGAUGUUCGGCAUCUGCCUUGGACCCGCAAUUCGGAAAAGGGCUCCUCUCUGAAUCACGGUUAAGAGACAGCAAAAGCAGUCCCAGACAAUGAGCACUUUAAGUAGCACUGGAAUAUUGCUCAGCUUAACGACAGUGUCUGUCACACUGGAUUUCAGUUUGCAUGAUGGUCUGAUGGCUUGGCCCUUAAGCAGCAAUCUGACUCUGAAUCAGAGUUUGCCCACGUCUGAUCCUCUCAACGCCUCUGAGAAGGGCGAAGUCUCUCGGAUGUCCGUGAGGGAGAAGAAUUGGCCAGCCCUCCUCAUCUUGGUUGUCAUCCUGCUGACCAUUGGGGGGAACAUAUUGGUAAUUAUGGCUGUGUCCUUGGAGAAGAAGUUGCAGAAUGCCACAAACUUCUUCCUGAUGUCCUUGGCAGUGGCAGACAUGCUGGUGGGUAUCCUGGUCAUGCCCGUGUCGCUCGUUGCAGUCCUGUACGAUUAUGCUUGGCCUUUGCCUAAACAGUUGUGCCCUAUAUGGAUUUCCCUAGAUGUGCUCUUUUCAACUGCAUCUAUUAUGCAUCUCUGUGCCAUCUCUCUUGAUCGGUACGUAGCAAUACGCAAUCCCAUUGAGCACAGCCGCUUCAAUUCCCGCACCAAGGCCAUUAUGAAAAUUGCUGCAGUUUGGACCAUAUCCAUAGGGAUAUCUAUGCCUAUUCCAGUCAUCGGUUUGCAGGAUGACUCCAGGGUGUUUGUAAACGGGACCUGCGUCCUCAACGAUGAGAACUUCGUCCUCAUUGGAUCCUUCAUGGCUUUCUUCAUCCCUCUCAUCAUCAUGGUGAUCACGUACUGCCUGACCGUGCAGGUGCUGCAGAGACAGGCAACGGUGUUCAUGUGUGGAGAGGUGCCCAAGCAGAGGAGGAGCAGCGUGAACUGCCUCAAGAAGGAAAACAACGCAGAGAACAUUUCGAUGCUUCACAACCACGAGGGGGCAUCUCACUUGAACUCCCCCGUAAAUAAGGAGGCAGUGCUUUUCAGGAAAGGAACUAUGCAGUCCAUCAACAACGAGCGAAGAGCCUCCAAGGUCCUGGGCAUCGUCUUCUUUUUGUUCCUCAUCAUGUGGUGCCCGUUCUUCAUCACUAACGUCAUGUCAGUCCUCUGCAAGGAAGCCUGCGACAAAGACCUCUUGAGCGAACUCCUCGAUGUGUUUGUGUGGGUGGGGUACGUCUGCUCCGGGGUCAAUCCCUUGGUGUACACGCUCUUCAACAAAACCUACCGCAGGGCGUUUUCCAAUUACAUCCGCUGCCAGUACAAGAGCAGUAAAAAGUCAGCGCUGCGGCAGAACCAGUGUCUGAACGUCGCUUCAACAGCCCUGUACGGGAAAGAUCUGACUUUAACGAGUUAUCGCAACGGCAACGAGUUCAACAGCGUGGAACUGGAGGCUGAGGAGGGCCUGGAACUGCAGCCAGGGACUUCAGAGCUCUCCAUAAACAGCUGUAAUGUUGUAAGCGAGAGAGUGAGCUGUGUGUAAAGGUGACUCACGCAGCCUUUUGCUACGGUGUAUCUGUAGCCAAAAUACAGUGUGUACAAAUGUAAGUGUCACUCAAAGGACGAUGUAAAUAUUGCAUUCUGAACAAAGCUUUUUUUUUUUUUUUAAAGAAAAAAAAGGAGUUGUCUUUCCAGUCCAGUACUUAAAAUCAUAUAUAUUAAUAUACUGCAGUGAAGUUUAAGGUUCUAUAUUUACUGUUAAUAAUAGAUCAGAACUAUUAGUUACUCUGCAUAUGUCAUGGACAAAAUGUUUGAAUUCUUCUUCCAGUGCAUGAACAAAAAUGCUGAAUAUUUAUCUCAGGUGGAAUUUGCUGGAGUCCAGAAUGGCACGUUAAUAGUUAUAUAUCAAAUACAUGCUAUUAGACUUGGUCAGUAUAACUUUCUUUUUCAAGUUGACAGUAAAUAUAUACUUUAAAUCCUCACCCCUAUUUGUGCCGUGUAAAGACUUUCCAGAAACCUGGCAGAAAGACAUCACAAAAGCGUAGUGGCCAUGCAGGCACCUGGCCAGACAUGCCCUGUGGCUUGCUGCCAUACUGGGUCAAUCUUGCACUUCAGGGGUCCUCUGUUAAAUUUUGACUCCCUCUCCAAUCCUGCUGUUUUAUUUCCAUUGCACUGGAGGCUCUGGCUCCCCUAGGGAAGGUAGGGAAUGCAGUUCUGCUGUGGUUUUGCAGUCCUGGCUGGGAUCACUUGCAGCCUUGGAGAAGAAGCAUGAGAGACAAAGUUAUCUAUUUCAAUCAUUCUAUGAAUGGGAGGCCUCAGAUUCUUAAGAAGCCCUCCUUUGGUCUUACAGAAACCCAUGAGGUCUGGGUUGGAGCAGGCUGUGCUCAGUGCCCUGCCUUCACUCACUGCUGGAGGAUCAGGGGCUUUGGCUGACCUGGAGAAGAGCACUCUGGCUUUGGAAGGGCCAGAUCUUUGGCCUUCUAGGAUCUCACAUCUAGCUAUUCUUUAGCUUGUUUAGCAUUUACUUUCAUUUUUCAGCAUCCUGGGACUUGCAUGCUGGUGGUAGAGCACUGCUUUGGGUGUAGAGCAGAAGCUGCUCUGUGAGUGGUGCUGGCCAGGGCCAAGCUGUGAGGAGCAGGAUGGGCCUUCCUGGGGGAUGCUGGGGGACAGGCACAAGUGAAGGUCCCUGCUCCUGCCUCAGGAAGGGGUGGGCAGAGCUGAGCAGAGCAUGUGAUUGGAAUCAUUUGCUGGUGACAUGGUUCAAAAAUAAACGGUGACCAGGGACAGGAAGGAAGCAGACCUGGAGCUAGUCUACGUGGAAUAUUAAUCUGGAUUAAUUUUUAAAUUUGAUAUAUUCCAUUUUACUCCCAAAGUAAAUUAUAGUGUAUCUUAUUAACACCACUUAUGUCUUUAAUGAAAGCAUCCACACUGGGAUGGAAUGCAGUUUAAGUAAUCUGCUUUUAAUACACACCAGGUACAAUUUGGAUUGCUUUUCCUCUGCAUUCCUGUGUACACAAACUCCCCAAGGCACAGUGUCUUUCUGCCACUGUGCCUCUGGGGUGAUUCCUGUCAUGCACAUUUCCUUGUGUGGAGUAUUGUCUAAUGCCAGAUAUCACCCAUAAGGUUUUUAUAUCUUCAUUAACUACUACACAGAUGCUGCAGUGCCCAUCUAACAUGGAUGCAUUUAGCAUCACUGACAGCCUCUGGCAGUGAUAAUCAUCAGAACAGAGAACAUUACACUAGGCACGGUUAAAUCGCAUUUUAUUAACAUGAAUUGCUUGUACUCUGAGCUUGCUGUGUUCAUUCCAUUAAAAUUAACUUCUAGAAGAAACAGAAAAUUCUGCUAAUGCUUUAGGUUACUGCUGUUAUGUUGCUCUGUGCAGCAACAACCUUGCUGAGGCCACUACUAAAACCCAACAUGUGGGUUGUGCCUGCUGCUGGCUUGAUCCCAGACUGAUGUGUUGAGGAUGGUCCUCUUUUCUCCCUCAUCCCCUCCUGGGAAAAAUCCAUAGCACUUCCACACAGGCAGACAAGAUAUCCCAGUGCAGAGUGUAGCUUACUGCUUGAAGAAGGCAGCAGGGAUGCUCCAUGUGCCAGCCUGCAGAUACCACCAUGGGCUUGAAUGCUCUGGAAUCUGCUCACCUCUCCAAAAGCCUCAGAUAAUCAGUAGGAAAAGGGCUGGCCAGAGACACAAACUUGGUCCUUCAGUGACUCCUAUUUACCCUGAGUCAGAUUUUAUUAUCUCAAACAGUUCAGAAAAAUCAGAACCAUCAAAUUGCUUUUUAAGUUGUUUUGUUUUGUUUUAACUUGGGGGAAUUUACAGCACAUCUUUUCCAAACGUGUCUAUGUGUGUAUGUAUAUAUAUGUGUGAGUUUGUACUUACAUAUACACACAUAUAUAUAUAUUUAAGAGCCAACCACAGACUUUGAAAGCAUUUAGCAAUAAGUUAAAUUACAGUAGCUUCUAGCAUGUGUAAAUCAUGAGUGAAUAACUCAUUUUCACAGCAUCCUCAAGCUCAGUAGAGGUCAACACACAGGCCUUGUCUUUGCAUAGGAGCCUUCAUGUCUUACCCUUGUCGGUUCUGUUGUGUGGGCAAAAAGGGAACCUGCUAUAUUUGGAUGUAAAAAAAAAAAAAAGGGAACUGAACAGAGAAUUUUCAGGAUUUUUAUAAAUGUUUUUAAAAAAUUCAGCACCAGAACUGUAAAUAUGUCAACUCAGCUGGACCCGUUCUGAUGUACAGCCCUUGUUUCGAUGGACAGCCAAGGGCGCUGCCUGACAGCGCCUCGUGGUCUCCCCCAGCCAGGGGGUGACAACAUUUUUGUGAAUGUUUAUAUACUGUCACGUACCCAACUUUCUUUGGGUCAUUCACAUCAGGGUUUUGUGAUGCUGCUAUUAAUUUAUUAAAGAAAAGUUUGUUGGUUUAA
Myiozetetes cayanensis is the source of this 5889-nucleotide messenger RNA. RefSeq names its product 5-hydroxytryptamine receptor 2C (gene HTR2C). NCBI's taxonomy places the organism in Eukaryota, Metazoa, Chordata, Aves, Passeriformes, Tyrannidae. The coding region runs from base 1593 to 3008 and encodes 471 amino acids. The record is from RefSeq and is a predicted model, not a curated record. Gene Ontology annotation, biological process: G protein-coupled receptor signaling pathway, coupled to cyclic nucleotide second messenger; chemical synaptic transmission. Gene Ontology annotation, molecular function: neurotransmitter receptor activity; G protein-coupled serotonin receptor activity. Gene Ontology annotation, cellular component: plasma membrane; dendrite. The transcript is spliced from 6 exons.